AUGGAGACUGAAUCAUACUCUGGUGAGGAAGAGGUCGAGGAUGAUCAGGACUACACUAAUCCUGCUUUGAAGAAGCGCCGUGAUGCCACUGCUAUUGAUGCCCUACCUCCCGCGCCCGAAACUCCACCACCAACAAUACCCUCUCCAAUCAAUGACGACAGUAACCUGAAUGAUGGAGACGAAAGUGACGAUGAACCGACGGGUAUGAACAGUGGACAAAACGAGGAUAACGACCUCUUGGGUAACGGAGAAACCAGUAAAGAAUCAUCUUCUAAUGAUCUCAACCUGUCUGCUUCUGCCACAACGGUAUAUACAGGGGCGCAAAGAGCUGCACUUCAGUCGGCAAGGACACCACUGGAAAGAUUUCGAGCCAUUGCUCAGACCAUCAAGCAUAACUUGAAAUGGGCUAAGAUGCUCUCUUUACCGAAGCAAGACGAUCAACAGAAAUCUCAGUUCACCGUCGAACACGAAGACGGUCCCGAUACAAGUCUGACAUUCAACGUGAAUGCCUUCAAGGCGAACGUUCAGACGGUAAAUACACUUCCCACUGCCGUCAAGCUUAUACUCAGGAAGAACCCUUGGGAAAGAACAACGGCAGAUUUGGCUUACGUCUUUAGUUUCAUCGACAAGCUGAAGUGUUUCGAGCGGUAUUCCAGCACAGUCAGGCAAGAGUUGUCAUGUGUAUUGCACUACGAAUCCUUCGAAGACGGUAGAGUCAUUGUGAGACAGGGACAUCCAGGACUAUCUUUCUAUUUUAUCCUUUCUGGUACGGUCAUUGUGGAGGUUACGGAAGAAGAUAAAAGAACAGGGGAACGCAACACACAUAUUAUUGGUGAGAAUACAGCUGGGUCUUCAUUUGGAGAAUUGUCUCUACUUCACGGUUCUAGACGAACCGCCACCAUCUCUUGCAAAGGUGAUACAGAGUUCCUACGUCUUGACAAGCCAGACUUUGACUUGGUUCUUAGACGGAGUUACCAGCAGGAGUGGGAUACCCGCAUGAGUGCUCUCAGGUCAUUGGCAGCGUUCGGACAUUGGAGUGAGGAAGAACUAAGCGCUACUAACGACAGAGCAAAGCUAGAAGAGUUUCUGCCAAACACACCUAUAAUUAGCAACCUCACCCAAUCACCGGAUGACAUCUACUUCAUAAAGUCUGGUGUCUGCAAGGUUGUACGUGAGUUCACGCUGUUACAGAGUUGUCUACCCUUUGGGCACACCAAACUCUCUUUGCCUCCAUUGGAUGCUAAUCACAACGUUCCGGAGUCAUUUAAACCGGAGAGAUACCAACGUGUUGUUCGUAAGCUCCUACAUGUCGCUAACAUUGGAAGGGGAAAAUUCUUUGGAGUUGGGGAGGACCUCCAUGGUACCCACAUCAUUUCCACUGGUAAAGUAGAGUGCAUCCUAGUGUCUAGAGUGUCCUUUAUGCGGCACGACAGGGGGAUAUCUUUAGAGCAAAUGCAAUCCAUGGUCUCUCAGCUUUAUCCAUCAUACGAUGAGACGUUUGCUAACUUUCUGUUGGACAAGAAGUGGCGAGCGUACAAACGUAGACUCGUCAAGGAGCUCAUGCAGAAGCGUAAUAUCCCUAAUAACACAACUAGGGAAGACGUACCUCUCAUCUUGCGUCAUCAGGAUAUGCAAUGACUGGUGGAAGUCUAAAUAGGUCCUUUUCGAAACCUCGGCAUUGGAUUCGGCUCUGGCUAGCUGGUCCCGCGGUUGUUUCGAAAAUUGUGCGUGUUUUGCGUACGCGCUCAGGGCUUCAGAUGAGAAGCGGAGCCUGAAGCCGAAGCCGUGGUUUCGAAUAGGGCCAUAGCCAAGCCUUUAGUGUGCCGUUAUAAAUAAAUAAAAAUGAUGAAAACACUUUCAUAUAUUUUGUUUCCUUUUUUUGAGGGGGGGGGGGGGGGUGCUUAAACAAUUUUGAUCAUUUACCGUUUCCUAGAAAUUAUC
This is a messenger RNA of Asterias rubens (European starfish), 1941 nucleotides long. RefSeq lists its product as uncharacterized. The transcript is spliced from 9 exons. The coding region runs from base 1 to 1638 and encodes 545 amino acids. Lineage: Eukaryota; Metazoa; Echinodermata; Asteroidea; Forcipulatida; Asteriidae. The record is from RefSeq and is a predicted model, not a curated record. Gene Ontology annotation, biological process: spermatogenesis. Gene Ontology annotation, molecular function: cAMP binding.